Molecule: messenger RNA, 2845 nt
Organism: Xyrauchen texanus (razorback sucker)
Lineage: Eukaryota; Metazoa; Chordata; Actinopteri; Cypriniformes; Catostomidae
Product: vesicle-associated membrane protein 5-like
Exons: 3
Coding region: 145-483 (112 amino acids)
Biological process (GO): Golgi to plasma membrane protein transport
Cellular component (GO): plasma membrane
Source: RefSeq, a predicted model, not a curated record
CUUUAAAGAAAAGGAAAGUCCUUGCCAGCACUUUCACAGAAGCGCAAGUGAACUUUAUAGAUAUCGGGCUUGUAUUGUUUGCUGGUCUCCCUUUCAGAUGCAGUUUAUUCGGUGACCGUGUUGUAUUAAAGCGAAUAUAAAACUAUGGAGAAUGGGCAAAGUCGUCUCCGUCAGGCCCAGGAGGGUGUGGAAGAAGUGAAGGUUAUCAUGCUUGACAACCUAAACAAGGCUGACGAGCGUUCAGGAAAACUUGGGGAGCUAGAGAACAGAGCUGAUCAACUACUGGAGAAGAGCAAAUCUUUCUCAAAGACCUCAACUAAGGUGAAACAGAAGAAGCGUUGGGAGAAUAAUAAAUAUAAAUAUAUAAUAGCAGCAGUGGUAGCUACAGUGAUCCUCAUCAUAAUUGUGGCUGUGGCUAUGAGUUUGAGUAAGGAAGGUACAAUCACACCCACAGUUAAAUCGGAAGCAGAAGGAGGUGGCUAGAAGGUCAAACAAAGAGGAUGAGUGACCUUUAAGGGGUUUUUAAAAUGCCUCAAGGAGUCAGAUUAUUUGUGAGAUACUUUUGUGAAAGUAAAAAAAAAAAAAAGUUUCAUAGAUCCAUGAAUGUACAACUGAAAUUUGUGAUGCUAUUUACUAUCAAAAGACUAUGCUUUAUAAUGUUCUGGGUGAUACGAAAUGGUACCAUGGAGUCUUCAGCUUUCACUUUAAUUUUACAAAUGGUAACACCCAUAUGUGGCACUAAUGGUAACAAUUUACAUCCUGUUGGACUAGACAGAUUUUAAUAAUAAAUCUGGGAAAUCAAUGGUCAUGUGGGUUUAAAGUGUCAGAAAAUUAAAAUGGACUGUUUAGAGAGAGUGCUCUACAGGGUGUUUCUCAAUCUUUGUCCUUCAUCUCGUUGGUUAUUAAAGGGAUAGUUUACCCAAAUAUAAAGAUGAUCUUAUCAUUUACUCACCCUUAUGCUAUCUCAGAUGUGUAUGACUUUGUUUCUUCAAACACAAACACUUUUAGAAGAAUAGCUCAGCUCUGUGUGUCCAUACAAUAUAAGUGAAUGGUAAUCAGAACUUUGGUAGCUCCAAAAAUCAUAUAAAGGAAACAUAAAAGUUAUUCAGUGUUGAAAUCCAUAUAUUCAGAAGCCAUAUGAUAGGUGUGGAUGAGAAACAGAACAAUAUUUAAGUCCUUUUUUACUCUAAAUAUCCACUUAACUUUCACUUUCAGAUAUUAAAGUGAAACUAAACAGGCACCACAUGUGACUUUCAGUUGUAAAAGUGAAAGUGGAGAUUUAGAGUAAAAAAGAUUUGCAUUUUGAUCUGUUUCUCACCCACAACUAUUAUAUCACUUCUUGAUUUGAAUUUAACCACUGGAGUCAUAUGGAUUACUUUUUAUGCUGCCUUUAUGUGAUUUUUAGGGCUUCAAAAUCUGGAUACCUUUCACUCACAUUGAAUGGACCAACAGAGCUUAGAUAUUCUUCUAAAAGUAUUUGUUUGUGUUCAGCAGAAGAAAGAAAGUCAUACACAUCUGGGAUAGCAUGAGUGUGAGUAAAUUAUAAGAUAAUUUUUUAUAUUUGGGUUGAACUAUCCCUUUAUUAAGUGGAUAAAUUUAGACAUAACUUAAAAUUAAUAACUACAAAUAUUUCUAAACCAUGCUGCUAAAACAGCACUCUAUACCUGUCUGUAAUCUGUAUAAUAUAAUUUGUAUGUUUCUUUUGUAAAUAUAUAAUGUCUGUAAAAAAAGAAAUGUUCUCAGCGUGCCUUUCUUUUGAAACACUUGUUGAGCUUUUGCACUGACUGUCAGUAACUGCUCUGCAUGCAAAGAAGGGACGCAAGCGUCAGAGCAAGGCACUGGCUCACAGGCUUGUUUUUCAGUCUGUUUUUUUUUUUUUUAUAUAUAUAUAUAUAUAUAUGAGUGUAACAUAAAAUUGAUACAUAUGGUUAGAUAUGUUAGGUUAGAUAUUUGUAUUUUAAAUAUCUGGCUAUUAUAAAUUGUAAUGCAAACAAGCAAUGGAGAUGGAAAAAUGCACACUGAGUAAAUGCACAAUUAGUGAGGGCAAUAUAAUUACUGCAGGUGUAACAACGGCCCUGCUGAAAUUGUACUGGCCCCUGGUAAACAGUUCCCUUUGAACGUAGAGUCUCAUGCUUUUCAGAACACAACCUCCAUAGCUAGAAAUGUCAGCACCAUAAAUAUGAUGAACCUGUGAACUUGUAAAGCUGAGUUGGGCAAGGCAAUAUAGUUAUGGCAGGUGUACCAAUGGCCCUGUCCAAAUUAUACUGCCCCCCUGGUAAACAGUUCCCUUUGAGGAUACAUUCACAUGCUUUUCAGGACAAUGUGAUGUACAGUACCUGUGAUUUUGGAAGGUGUAUCCAAAAAAAUACACUCCUUUAAAAUCCUGUUAAAGUUAAUUGCUAUUGAUAUAACUAUUUAUAUGCCAUGGCAAGGUGAAAUAAACUGGGAGCAGAGAUAAGAAUAAACUAUGUGCAAAAGUAAGCAAAACUUCACUUAUUGCACAUCCGAUUACAUUGCAUGCAAUAGAAUAGAAAAAAAAUGCAUAUUACAAAAGGGGUAUAAAUGUUAAGUAUUGAGUAAAAUUAUUAUAUCCUUCAGCAGGAUCAUCUACUACAUCUUUAUUUUUUUUUUUUGAGAAUUUGUGCAAGAAUGCCAUCCACAGACAUUGACUGCACUCAUUUCUAGUGCUUUAAAAUAAUCCCUUCCAUUGUCAGAUUUGUCAACAUCAUGUGUCUAUCUCUAACAAUGUUUAUUUUGUCUUAUGUAGGGUAUUGUUCUAUAUACAUAUAAUAUGUUUUAUUAAUGUACUUUAGUUUUUAAAUUUAAAUUACACGUGUAAAACAGA